AUGGAGUUCGACUUCGAUGAGGUUGAGGACGAAGAAGACAGCCCGUUCCCCGAGGUCCGCGCGUCAGUAUCAAAUACGGACGACCCGGAGAUGCCAGCUACGACGGCGAGGAUGUGGUUCCUCGGUUUGCUGCUGACACUGGCCGCCGGGUCCGCCAACAUCUUCUUCAACUUCCGACAACCGGCGCCGUCCAUUGUAUCCAACGUGCUCCUCCUCAUUUGCCAUCCACUCGGCAAGCUGCUGGCAUUGUCACUCCCAAUACGCACGUACAGACUGCCUCGCUGGCUAGCUCCGAUUGGACUUGGCGGCUAUGAAUUCUCGCUCAACCCUGGACCGUGGAACAUCAAGGAACACGCUCUGGUAUACAUCAUGGCGAACGUGUCUAUCGGAGUACCGGCCGCGCUCAACGCAGUCGUGGUCGCGGAGAUCAACUACGGCGUGAAACUUGGCUACGGGUUCAAUGCGAUGCUGAUCCUCGCGACGCAGCUCACUGGUUUCUCGCUCGCGGGAUUGUGCCGGCGAUAUCUCGUUUGGCCCGCGAGUAUGGUCUGGCCGCAAAACCUGAUCGUGUGCACUCUGCUGAACACGCUCCACGCGGAAGAAGAGGACGCGCGAGGAGGCAUUUCGCGGUUCAGAUUCUUCUGCUAUGCAGCGCUCGGCGCGUUCUUCUGGUUCUUCCUGCCGGGCUACCUCUUCCAGGCGCUCUCGAUAUUUUCGUUCGUGUGCUGGAUCAGGCCUAACGACAUUGUCGUCAACCAGCUCUUCGGCACGUCUGGUGGUCUCGGCAUGAGCAUCCUGACGUUCGACUGGUCCCAGAUCACCUGGAUCGGCAGCCCGCUCAUGGUGCCAUGGUGGGCUGAGGUGCAGAUUUUCGCCGGUUUCUUCAUCGUGUACUGGAUCCUUUGCCCGAUCUUGUACUACACGAACUCUUGGGAUCUGUCGUUCUUCCCGAUGAUGGACAACCAGCCGUACGACCGCUUCGGGGUGCCGUACAACAUCACGCGGGUACUCACCCCCGAGCACACGUUCGACUUGGAGGCUUACACAAACUACUCACCCCUGUACCUCCCUGCGUCAUACGCGAUCACGUACCUGAUCGCGUUUGCCCUGUCGUCGGCCAUGAUCGUGCACACUCUACUGUAUCACGGGCGUACUGUGCUUCACGGCUUCAUGCAUACGCGUAUCGAGAAGGACGACAUCCACGCGAAGCUUAUGCGCGCGUACCCGGAGGUGCCCGAUUGGUGGUACCUGCUCACGUUCGUUGCCUGCUUCGCGCUUGCGAUCAUCACUGCCGAGGUGUGGCACACCGGGAUCCCUGUGUGGGCGCUGAUUCUUGCCAUCGCACUUCCCGUGACGUAUAUCAUCCCAUCCGGAUAUGUGUAUGCCAUGACGGGACAGAAUAUCACGAUCAACUUGCUAGCGCAGAUCAUCCCUGGUAUGAUCCUUCCUGGAAAGCCUGUGCCGAACAUGCUCUUCAAAGCGUACGCGGUGCAAACUCUCGCAGAAGGCACAGCAUUCGUGCAGGACCUGAAGCUCGGCCAUUACAUCAAGCUUCCUCCACGCGCAACAUUUAUGGUGCAGUUGAUGUCUACCGUCCUCGUGGGCCUUUUGCAAGUGGGCGUCAAGGAGUGGAUGUUCAGCAACAUCGAGGACAUCUGUACGCCGAAGCAACGGGAUUUCCUGACUUGCCCGCACAACCAGGUGCAGUACACGACAUCGGCGGUGUGGGGUCUCAUCGGUCCUGCGAGGCAGUUCGGCGCACAGUCCAUCUACCACCCCCAACUCUACGCCAUCGCCAUCGGCGGUAUUCUCCCGAUUCCGUUUUGGCUGUGGCAGCGGAGGUGGCCAAAUCACUGGAACAAAUACGUCUCCAUGCCGAUCAUGCUGAACGGCAUCGGUCUCAUCCCGCCUGCGACUGGAAUCAACUACUCGUCAUGGUUCCUCGUCGGGUUCAUCUUCCAGUUCCUCAUCCGCAGACGCAACUUCGCAUGGUGGACGAAGUACAACUACAUCCUGACGGCGGCCUUCGACUGCGGAACAGUGCUGUCGCUCCUCCUGAUCUUCUUCACGUUGCAAUUCCCCAAAGGCGGGUUCAAUGUGAACUGGUGGGGCAACACGGUGUUCACCGAGACUGCGGACUGGAAACGUCUCGCAUUGCGAAGCGUGCCCGACGGUGGCAUCAGGUAG
This is a messenger RNA of Trametes versicolor FP-101664 SS1, 2187 nucleotides long. Its product is annotated as OPT oligopeptide transporter. Gene Ontology annotation, molecular function: oligopeptide transmembrane transporter activity. Bases 1 to 2187 code for a protein of 728 amino acids. Gene Ontology annotation, biological process: transmembrane transport. The transcript has 8 exons. NCBI's taxonomy places the organism in Eukaryota, Fungi, Basidiomycota, Agaricomycetes, Polyporales, Polyporaceae. The record is from RefSeq and is a predicted model, not a curated record.